AUGGCNAGCGGACGAUCUAAUGGAGGCUGCGGUGCGGGUGGCGGACGAGGCUACAACGCACCACCUAACGCAGUCCAACAGCCGGUCAACCAAGCAUUCGUGAACCUCCAAGAGGAGACGCCCCAAGCACACGAACUGCUCGGCCCUCCCAAGCGGCAGAGGGGGCAAAACCCGAAGCGGGCCAAUUCCCCUCCCCGAGGACGAAUAACCAUGAUACUUGGCCCACCGGAGGACUGCGCAGACUCCGUCCGCGCAUUAAAGAAGAGAGCACGACAAGUUUGCACCCUUCGAACAGCUCCGAGCGAACCUUCACUCUGUUCGGACCCGAUAUCAUUCACUUCGGAGGAUGCUAAAGGAAUCCAACAUCCCCAUUCGGACCCUUUGGUUAUCGAGGUCACAAUGGGCGACUUCAACGUCGAACGAGUCCUGAUCGACACCGGGAGCACCGUCAACGUACUAUGCUGGCAAACGUUAGAAAAAAUGGGCGUCACACCAGACCAACUGAAACCCGAAACUCGAACGCUGACGGGCUAUGAUGGGGUCGCUAAGAUGUCAAUGGGCGACGUAAAACUACAAGUACGAGCUGGCGGAGUGACCCGGAAGACUAAGUUCGCAGUCAUUGAUGCACCUCCGAUCUACAACGCCAUUUUGGGGGUACCGUGGAUAUAUUCGAUGCAGGCCGUACCAUCGACCUAUCACCUCUGCCUCAAAUUCCCGACCACCACAGGAAUUUGCACACUUUAUGGCGACCAAAGGAUAGCCCGAGUGUGCUCUGUUAUCGAAAAAAAGCAGAGAACGGCGGAGAACGCAUAG
Molecule: messenger RNA, 813 nt
Organism: Camelina sativa (false flax)
Lineage: Eukaryota; Viridiplantae; Streptophyta; Magnoliopsida; Brassicales; Brassicaceae
Source: RefSeq, a predicted model, not a curated record